This is a messenger RNA of Spizellomyces punctatus DAOM BR117, 663 nucleotides long. RefSeq lists its product as uncharacterized. The transcript is spliced from 8 exons. The coding region runs from base 1 to 663 and encodes 220 amino acids. The record is from RefSeq and is a predicted model, not a curated record. Gene Ontology annotation, molecular function: hydrolase activity. NCBI's taxonomy places the organism in Eukaryota, Fungi, Chytridiomycota, Chytridiomycetes, Spizellomycetales, Spizellomycetaceae.
AUGGCGAACGUUACUUACGAGGGUGUGCCCUACUUUGUGACAGGGAAAGAGGGGUCCAAGGCCGGCGUUAUUGUCAUUCAGGAAUGGUGGGGCUUGAAUGAGCAGAUCAAGAAGACAACUCAGCGAUAUGCCGAUGCUCUGGGCAGUCUUGCGGUUUCUCCAGAUCUGUAUCGUGGAAAGGUGGCUACUGAAGCCGACGAGGCGAACCAUUGCAUGUCAACUUUGGAUUGGCCUCGCGCAAUUGAGGACAUUAAAAAUGCUGUCAAAUUUUUAAAGUCGAAAGGCGCUGAGAAAGUUGGAAUUACUGGCUUUUGCAUGGGUGGAGCCCUGACCUUGGCAUCCUCGAUCAACGUCCCCGAACUUGCCGCUGGCGUAGUAUUCUAUGGUGUACCCCCAAACGCCGACCCCAAACAAGUAAAGAUUCCUCUUCAAUUCCAUUUCGGCGACCAAGAUGAAUCGAAAGGCUUUUCGGAUAAGGAGACUGCCGACAAGCUCAAGGCGGGACUGAAGGAAGCUGGGAAGGACGUAUCCGAGUUUUACCAGUAUCCUGACGCAGACCACGCUUUCAUGAACGAAGAGGCCCCCGCUUAUCCGUACAAUCCCGAAGCGGCUAAGGUCGCGUUUGACCGCAGUAUCUCGUUCUUUAAGAAACAUUUGCUGUAG